This is a messenger RNA of Beta vulgaris subsp. vulgaris (sugar beet), 1401 nucleotides long. Its product is annotated as cysteine synthase. Lineage: Eukaryota; Viridiplantae; Streptophyta; Magnoliopsida; Caryophyllales; Amaranthaceae. Bases 172 to 1149 code for a protein of 325 amino acids. Gene Ontology annotation, cellular component: cytoplasm. The record is from RefSeq and is a predicted model, not a curated record. The transcript is spliced from 11 exons. Gene Ontology annotation, molecular function: cysteine synthase activity.
GUACUUCUGUAGUCUACACUCAAUCGUUUUCUUCGCAGGUUCUAUACUUCUCUCCAUAUAAGUUUUGUGGGAGAACUUCCAUUUUCACUAUAAAAUAUAAUUCUAUUUAUCUGCUCUUUCAUUCCCAAUUUCUUUCUAAUUUUUGAACUGGGUUAUAGUAUCUAAUUCAAAAUGGUUGAGGAAAAAGCCUUCAUCGCUAAAGAUGUGACUGAAUUGAUUGGUAAUACGCCAUUGGUAUAUCUCAACAACGUUGUUGAUGGUUGUGUUGCUCGCGUUGCUGCAAAGCUGGAAGCCAUGGAACCAUGCUCUAGUGUUAAAGACAGGAUUGGUUACAGUAUGAUUACAAAUGCAGAAAAAGAGGGGUUAAUUACUCCAGGAGAGAGUGUCUUGAUUGAGCCUACCAGUGGAAAUACUGGCAUUGGAUUAGCCUUCAUUGCAGCAGCUAAACGUUACAAGCUCAUCAUUACGAUGCCAGCAUCAAUGAGUCUUGAGAGGAGGACUAUUCUCAAGGCUUUUGGUGCUGAGCUUGUCCUUACUGAUCCAGCGAAAGGUAUGAAAGGGGCGGUUCAAAAGGCUGAAGAGAUCCGUGACAAGACUCCUAAUUCAUAUAUCUUACAGCAGUUUGAAAACCCUGCCAACCCCAAGAUUCAUUAUGAAACAACCGGGCCAGAAAUUUGGAAAGGCACAGGUGGAAAGAUUGAUAUUCUCGUCUCUGGAAUAGGGACUGGAGGUACAGUUACAGGUGCAGGGAGAUACCUAAAGGAACAGAAUCCAGAUGUUAAGCUAAUUGGUAUCGAGCCAGUGGAAAGUGCUGUAUUGUCUGGAGGAAAACCUGGCCCGCAUAAGAUUCAAGGACUUGGAGCUGGAUUCAUACCUGGUGUUUUGGAUGUAAAUAUUCUUGAUGAAGUGGUCCAGAUAUCAAGUGAAGAAUCUAUCGAAAUGGCCAAAUUACUCGCCCUCAAGGAAGGUCUGCUGGUCGGAAUUUCAUCUGGUGCUGCUGCUGCUGCCGCCAUAAAAGUGGCACAGAGACCUGAAAAUGCUGGAAAACUCAUCGUUGCGGUCUUUCCAAGUUUUGGCGAGCGAUAUUUAUCCACGGUGCUGUUUGAAUCAGUUAGGAAGGAGGCGGAGACCAUGGCCAUAGAAUCUUAAGUUGAAGUUUCCAUUGAUGGUCUCGGAUACAUUAAAGGCUUCAUACUCUGUUCACUUGGUCUUCUCUCACUUUUCUACUGUUUCCGUUUUCUUUUCUCGUAGACCUGCAUAUCGUUGUCUACCUUGUGUAUUGAAAUAAUGCCAGUUGUGUUGCUGAUCCUAGUCUUCCUGCACUGGCAACUAUGGAGUGUGUUGUAUGAAAACACUUUUAUAUCCUGCAAUUUACAUUCUAUUGAUUCCCUUCAUGUUGAA